Molecule: messenger RNA, 414 nt
Organism: Mycena indigotica
Lineage: Eukaryota; Fungi; Basidiomycota; Agaricomycetes; Agaricales; Mycenaceae
Exons: 2
Coding region: 1-414 (137 amino acids)
Source: RefSeq, a predicted model, not a curated record
AUGCCCAAGGCCCCGACCGCCCCGCGCACCUACCAACGAGCUCGGCGCGGGCCACGGAGCUCGGCGGCCCCGGAGCCGCAGCCGCCGCCGUGGCUGUACAAGAGCCAGGCGAUGGCCAAGUACCACCUGACCGAGGCGGAAGUGGACGCUGUCCCGGUGCUCGUGACCGAGACCGACCCCUACAACGGCCAGCCGGUGGCCAAGUACGCGGAGGCGGCGGUGGUGAGGCAGUGCUGGGCGCUGGGGCGGGCAAUGGGGAUCCGGCAGACGGACAACCGGUUCGUGUCGUGGCUCGCGGAGAAGAAGGGCGCGAAGAUCAUGCGGACGAAGGCGAUUGAGAAGUACAAGGUCAAGGCGUGGCAGCUGGACCGCAUCAAGCCGAUGGACGAGCAGACGAACCGCCGGAAUGGUUGA